AAAUCCGUCAGAUGAAGAUGGCAAUGUCUGUGAUCCAAGCGUGCCGCAGCCUGGCUCUCUCAACAUGGCUGCUGUCCUUUUGUUUCGUGCAUCUGCUGUGCCUGGACUUCACCGUGGCCGAGAAGGAGGAGUGGUACACGGCCUUCGUCAACAUCACCUACGCCGACCCGGCUGCCGGCGGCGCCGAGCUCCGCAGCGAGAAGAGCGAGUGCGGGCGUUACGGCGAGCAGUCGCCCAAGCAGGACGCCCGCGGGCAGGUGGCUCUGUCCGCCUCCCCCUCCGACCGCUUCGCCUGCGACCCCGGCACCCGCUUCAACGCCCCGGCGCCGGGCAAGAGCUGGGUGGCCCUCAUCCCGCGGGGGAACUGCACCUACAAGGACAAGAUCCGGCACGCCGCCGCCCAGAACGCCUCCGCCGUGGUCAUCUACAACGUGGGCUCCAGCAACGCCAACGAGACCAUCACCAUGCCCCACGCAGGUCUAGAAGAUGUUGUAGCAAUAAUGAUUCCUGAACCCAAAGGAAAAGAGAUAGUGAGCCUCCUGGAGAGGAACAUUACUGUGAUGAUGUACAUAACCAUUGGGACCCGCAACUUGCAGAAGUAUGUCAGCCGGACCUCUGUGGUGUUUGUCUCCAUCUCCUUCAUCGUGCUGAUGAUCAUCUCACUGGCAUGGCUGGUCUUCUAUUACAUCCAGCGAUUCCGCUACGCAAAUGCCAGAGACAGGAAUCAGCGCCGGCUUGGAGAUGCUGCAAAGAAAGCAAUCAGCAAGCUGCAAGUCAGAACAAUCAGGAAAGGUGAUAAGGAAACUGAGCCAGACUUUGAUAACUGUGCUGUUUGUAUUGAAGGCUACAAGCCCAAUGAUGUUGUCAGAAUUUUGCCUUGCAGACACCUGUUCCACAAGUCCUGCGUAGACCCCUGGCUGCUAGACCAUCGUACCUGCCCGAUGUGUAAAAUGAAUAUUCUAAAAGCUCUUGGGAUCCCGCCAAACGCAGAUUGCAUGGAUGAUAUACCUCCAGACUUGGAAGCAUCUAUAGGAGGACCACCAACUAACCAGAUAACAGGAGCCAGCGAUAUAACAGUGAAUGAGAGCUCUGUAGCCCUGGAUCCCCCGGUGCGGACUGUGGGAGUACUACAAGUCAUCCAAGACGUAGACUCCUUUCCCCAGGUUGGGGAGGGUAACUUCACAACGAGCAAUGAACAGGAGCCAGCAGUCAGCAGUGAUUCAGAUAUUUCAUUGAUUAUGGCAAUGGAGGUUGGACUGUCUGAUGUGGAGCUUUCCACUGAUCAAGACUGCGAAGAGGUGAAGUCUUGAAAAACAAACAAAGAUCCAACACUAAAGUACAGGGGAGGGUCACAGGGAGGGACCGAGUCAGCUUUCUAGGAUUUGGACCAGUCAUGCACAUGCCUCCAGAGCACUGUCACUCCUGCACACUCCAUUCCAAGAUGGUCACGAAAAGCAAUAGCAACAGUUGUAUCUGCCUGGAUGUGAUUUCGUCAUCUACAUACGUUCAUUUUGUUCACAUGGAAGAGGAACGCUUCCAGUUUACUCAUGCUUGAGAGCAGUCAUGUAACUCUUCAGUGGCUCGUAAAUACACAACUGAAAUGACAGCUUGAGUGUUUUGUACACUUGUUGAUUGGGGGUUUGUUUCUUUUUUUUUUUUUGAAAAGAGGUAUGUUCGUUACAUUUGUUUGUUUGUUUAUGGUUUGUUAUGGAUGGACACUCUGUUUUUGUUGACUGACCCCAGCUUUUUCAAGAGUUCAAUCCAGAAAUAUGAAUUCCCGUUCACUGGUCACUUCACAAUCUGAGUCCAGGAUUUAUCAUUGCCUUGUUGUUUCUGCAUGAAGUACACAUGGCUUCAGAAGGAUGGUGCACUAGUACCCUGCAUUAAUGUGAAGCCAGGUUUCAUUAAGUGGGAGCUUGGAAAUGGUGUAUUCUGAAGGCCUGUAUUUGUGAGAGAGCUCUGAAUUAACAGAGGUUGCUGAGAUUUGGGUUAAAACUGCGUUAUAUUGGCGUUUACUUAGUGCUCUGUUCUAUACAAAUAUCAUACAGUGUGAAGGAGAGAAAGAAAAGCUUAAAGCUUCACUCCAUCCUUGUAGUCCUUUGCUGUAUUUUAUGCUAUUAGCAGAUGUCAGUAUAAUUAAUGGCUUUCCUUCAAAUCACAGUUCAGUAACUGGAAAAGAAGAUCUAAUAUAACAUCAUGUCUUUUCCUAAUAUUACAGACCAAAAUCUGAGCAUUAGGCUAAAGGAGUGUGAGAGGUUUCCAGAGGCUGCUUGUUAACAUCUGUGGAUUAUGUGGUUGAAAAGAAUAUUCUUAAAAAGGGUGUGGAGAUCCUGGUGUCAGUGUCAGAAGUUGCUAACAAAGCAGGAGGCAGCUGGUUGAAACGUUUCCUUCCUUGUUUGUUUUUGAUUUUUAUUUAGUGUGUUUCACUUCUUAUGUUUUGACAGCAAUUUUUUCCUGCUUCUGAUUGAACACAAGAGUUCAGGUGUUUGCUGCUCUCCAGAGUCCCUGUCAACAUUGUUCCAAGCAUAAUGGAAUACUUGCAGUUUCUGUAUAGAGAUAUAUAUACACACCAAAAUAUUUUGGGUAGAAGUGAGGAAAUUUGAAAAUGAAGAGAACUAACAUAAAUCAAAACAGCUAAAUAAAUAUGACCUGUUAUGAUUAUUUAGUUCAUCCUGACCUCUGCUUUCCAGAGGAAAGCUUAUUGUUACUGGUUCAGUGUGCAAUUCUAUUUUUCAGUGAAAAUACUCAACUGUGAAGAAGCAUUUUUAGCUUACUGUUAUACAAGAGUAAAUGGUUUCUGUUGACAGUCAGAUGAUUUGAAUCACAUUACUGCCUCCUGAGUAAGUCCAUAGAAUCCAACAAUUCAUCUUACAUUGAAAUUUCAUGGAGAGGUCAAACAUUUUGACUUGGUGGUGUCACAGCAGCAUCUCAAAAUACAACUUAUUAGGUUUCUUGCUGCACUUAAUCUCCUUGUGAAUUUACUCAUUAGUUGUAGAAGCCAGCUCUCAGUGAAAAUUCCAUUUGUCAGAUGUUAUUCAGCAGCAAAAGUGUUUAAAACUAUCCGUGAAAUUUUGGUCAACUUGUUUCUUUAGUACAGGAAGAAGGAAAAAAUAUACUCUGUGCUUUCCAGUCCUGCUAGUACUCAGCUCAUUUCAUUGCCUGAUUUUUUUGAUGUUCUUAGUCCCUAAAUUGCAGAGUAACUUUGAGGCAAAGGGGCACAGCCUAGUAAUCCUUCAAAACCAUGAUCCGGAAAUGCGCCGUUACAUUUUCAUAAGCCAUUCAAAAGGACAUCUCUUUUUAAUUAAAGAGGUACAGGCUGCUAGACAUCUGCUUGGUUCAAAAAGAAAGUUAGAGUUCAUUUGAGAGGGCACAGCUAGGUCAGUCUUGCCAAUAUUUGUGGUUCUCUAAUCAUAUUUUCCUUAUUCUUUAAUGUCUUCUCUAUUCCUUGCUUCAAUGGGAAAGGCCCACGGUGUCAUGGGAACCAAUGCUGACGUUCACCCCUACACAAGGGAGUUUGCACAAGGUACUGCAUCAGCUCCACUUAAGCUCUGGAAAUAAUGCUGAAAUGGGAUUUAAGUACAGAUUGCACCAAAUACUGGCCCUUCACACAGGAAUUAAAUUCAUCUCAAAUGACUGCAUGGGAAAGAGUGAAGCUGGUUAUACACAGUCAGGUCUCUCUAUGGAAAGUACAUGCACUGGUACAAUUUCUCCUCUAACACUGGAGCCUGGGUGCUACAUGUGACAGAAACAUCACAAACACAAUGUCUGAGUUGUCAGCAAUCCUUUAACAUCUGCCCACUGCAACCCAUCACGCAGACAAAAAUCUGGCUGAAUUGUUUGUGUUCCAGAAGAGCUGUUGCAGAGUCUUAAUUUCAUUUCACAAUCUCGAUUAAGUUAAUCUCAAUGGAUAGAUUGACCACUUGUCUGUUGCCAUAGUGGAGUCACCCACAGCACAGCAGAGCAAGCGAGGUCGGUGAAGAAGCAAGGCAGGAGGUGAAAUUCCCACCUGAUACUGAACUGGGUCCUUCUCACAACAAAAUCAUUAAGGGGAGCAGUGCUUAAGAGGGCAUCACGUAGAUGGUAACUGGGACCCUGCCCAUAUUGCUAGGAGAUGGGAAGGAUUUCAGAGAAGGAUCGCACUGUGCAUCCUUUUUUCUGAAGUAUCCUGUACCAGAUGUGGUUCCUCAGGGUCCAGAGCUGAGGCAGGAUCCUAGGCUAGGUGAGAAGUUUUUACAUGUCACUAUACUGUGGCCUUUCACUUUCAAAAGAGGCAUCCUAGCAAAUCUGGGUUGAGUGUCUUUCUGCUUUUGUUUUCCCAGUUCAACCUGCAUUUUCACUCAGGAAACAUGUUUUCCCAUCCCUGUCCUCCAGUUCUUUACAGCUCAGAGCACCUUUAAGGGAUAAUGAGUGCAAAGCUAGGUUGCGCAUCACUGAAGCCAGAACUUAGGAAAGCACUUAAGUAAAUGGUUUAUUCCGUCCUUCUUCAGAAAAGCACUUAGGACUAAUUUUGGACUUGUACCUAAAUCAUCUUAUUUUCAACAGGUCUUCUAUGAGCAUAAUUAAGCCCCUGUGUCAAGUGGAUAUGUUUUCCUAAAGCAGGACCCAGCUGACAAUAUUCUUUGUAUAUAUAACCUGUGAAAUGCCUUGGGAAUUAGAGGUGCUUCAUAAAUAUUCAGCCCCCCAGAGGUAUGUUUGUAACACGUAUGAAAGCCUUAAUUCUGCAGAUCUGCAUGCCCAUGCACAUUUUUUGCUUACAUGAGUCUCUCCACUGGGAUUCCUCACAAGGUAAAAUUAAACCUUCCAGUUUGCAGCUUUGGGCAAGAUUAGUCCCAUCCUGAGCGUUGUGUGAGUUCUCGGGACUGCUGCCCACUAAGCCUGAGCUCUGACUUUAAAUAUGUGGGAUUCAGAUGCCAGAGAGGCAGCACUGCCUCUUCAGAAGGGAAAGCAGCCUUUAAGCAUGCAGCCAGGAAAAAACAAAAUCCUCUGGUGCCCUCUGACGAACAAAUGCUCAUGCACACAAUUCUGCAGGCUCAGAGGAGCACCUCCUGCGCAGGGCCAGCAGCCAGAGGAUGGUGCAGCUCUCUGAGAAAGGCGCUCUUGUCGUUCAGCUGAUCUUGUGUCUCUCUGAGCUCUUCCUGUUCGGUCAUCUGAGGCUCUCUUCUCGGAGUGAGUAGUAGGUUGGAAAAGCAUUCGACUGGUGAGGCUUGUCUUCGCUUGGGCUGGGUUGCAGGAUGAAACUUGGACAGACAGAGACUGCGCUGUGAGUUUCCUUUGAUUUUCAUGGAUUUCACUAAACUGCCUUCCCAAAGGCCUGUUCAAUAGGUAGGACACAUAUAACAAGUUAUAUGGGCAGAAUUUUGCACUCACAAAUGACCUAAUGUUUGUGUGCAGGUGCGCAAGGCACAGGCUCUGCAGCUCUUCCCCAUGGCUCACCCAUUCCGAAAGGAUACAGAUCUGGCACUUGCUGAGAGUUUGGGUUGUUUUUUUUUAUUUUCUGACUGCUUUAGAGCCUCAAAACCAGGAUCAGGACAAUCGUAGCACUGAGGUUUGUUCUUCAAGCAUCCUAUAGCACUAAGCUGCCAUGUGCACAUAUAAAAGUACAUUGAUAUGACUAUGGUAACUAUUUUUAGUGAAAGCAGAAGCAGCUGCCAGUUUUAAACUUUAUAUAUGAAGGAGGUUGUGGCACUAAAGAAAUAGGCUUUAUAGAGGCAACUUGAAAAAUAAAUUUAUUAAAAUCACAUAUGGUGAGAGGUCCCUUGGAUCUCCCUACCUUAAUGACCCCUGGAUCAGAUCCAGAGGAAGUCAUUGCAAGAAGGGCACUACUUUGUCUGUUGUUGCGUGACUCGUUAGUGGUACAUUCUGACAAAAGGAACCCAAGCACCAAAGGCAGAUCCAGCUCGGAUUUUAAUCUUUCUCAAAUAAUAUAUGUUUGUGAUCCAAAGUUUCUGUUGUCAGACCUGUUAACCCAGCCUCAUAUUUCCUUGAUAAAUAAAAAAAUAUAAAUGCUUGUCCAAUUUGAAAAAUAUCUAGCUCAGAAGACUUUUGCAUAUUGAUGGACUGCCCUGGCAGGUAUCUGCACAUCAGUUAGCACUUCUUUGGGCUUUUAGUCAUCAGUACAACACACAGAUUUUUUUUUAUUUGCUGUUCUUGUUUAACCUGAAAGUUCAGCCAUCAUACAAGUUUUCCAGAGUUUUGCUUUACAGGCUUUUCUCUUUGAAUAAAUGCUACAGCCCUUUGAGCGAAUUCUGUGAUUAAAAGGCAAAGAUUGGGGCAUAACACUUUAUAUAUCAUCUGUGAUAUAUAUAUCAUCUCUGAUAUAUAUAUCAUCUCUGAUGAUAUAUAGCCCUUAGUUGUGGCAAUUGGUCCAUACUGAAGUGAUGAUAUAGGUUAUGUGUAAUCAAUGGGAAAUGUCUUUCGGCCCAGGCAGUUGGGGGUCUCUCAGGCUUUGUUUGUAAAAGGCUCAUUCCUUUGUGGUCUCUGUCUGGAGAAAAGCUCAUGACUAAGUAUAUAGUCUGAAAUAAGCCAAGAAUGGGACUUUGUAGUCUGUGCAUACCAAGAAAACCAAUAGUCAAUUAUUGAUUUUUAUUUGUUAGCAAUAAUGGACUUUUGUAGCCAUUCGUUGUUCUUUUUAGAUCGCUGUUGCAGGGCCAAAGUUACCAGUCUGCUAGGAAUAGGAGCCAGGACAAGCUGACUCUUUAAACAGAAGAGGGAGGGCUUGGUUUGCUGUUGGGAUGCAUCCAUUUCAUGGUUCAAAAAUAGCAGAGAAAUCCAGCCUGUUCCUUCCCAGCCCCGCUCUCCAAUGUUUGCUCUAGUAGGAGCCUUUGUUGCAGGGGAAAGAGAUCAUGGGAUCAAACUAGCGCUGUGCCUCUUCCUCUCUUGCAUUUUGUGCUGCCUGUAUCUCCUGCAGCAGGUUGGACCACUCUGGAUCAGCACGGGCGAAAGAAGGCAGACGAAGCUCAGCUUAAGGGCUUAAGGAAGGAUAGGCCAAAGGGCUUCCGCACAUUCGUAACCAGUGCUGACCAGGAUUGCUGCUUCGUUGACACUGAGCAUUGUCUCGUUAGUUUUAUAGGUGCAAAAUGUGUGAGUAUACAUGGGGCAACCAGCGUGACAGAAAUUAAUUGGCUCGGUUAACACAAGCAGUGAAAAACAAUGUCAUCAGAUCUUUUAGGGGUAAGGGAAGAUGAGGGCGGACGUGGUGUUUUAGCAGACUUUUUAAAUAGGGACAAUUGAUCCAAAACAAGCACUUCUUUUAUUUUAUUUUACCAAGCUGUUACCUGAACUAAUUGAUAGUUUUGCAGUUGAAAGAGGAACACCAGAUGGACUUCUUAGUCUGGAUUUGUUAGCGUAGCAGAUGGCAGCUGCCGGUUGGGAUGGCGAGCAAGGGAGAAGGCUGCCCUCUGCCGCAGAGCUUCCCCCGCCGGGCUGGAAACCCACUCAGCUCCUUCCUCUUCUUUGGCACUUCUUUGUCAAGAAAAAAAACCUUCUGAGCAGGAGUUGUAUUUCAAAGGGAGAAACAGACAUGACAGAUGAAUGAAAGACAUGUAUUUUGAAUGAAAAGCCAAUGAAUGAGUUUUCCAUCUGAAGUUAAUCUUGCCUCUCUCAACUAUUUUAGUUGUGAAUUUGUGGAAUUUAUUUCUUUCUGGAGUGAAUGCAAUAAAAACAAAAAGGAGAGGAAAAAAAAGUUUUCCCUUUUUUGUUUAUUUCCAGAUUCUUUAGUCCUGUGUAGCAUUAAAAACAAUAGCAAGAUGCUUGUUUGCUCUGAAUGUAUACAGUUAUUUCAGAUGUCAAAUACCUAAAUGUUUUGUAUGUGUACAUAAAUACUAUCCUUACUUCUUGUUUCAUGUUAGGAACCUGAAAUGACUGUACCAUUUUAUAAUUAGAAAUGUAAAGAGGGGACAGUGGGUGGGAGGGUCUGUUAUUUUUAUAGCAAGAUGUUCCUUGUAUUUAGUGAACAUUUAAAAUGGUUUUGUACUUGUCAAACUCUACAUUCCAUCCAUUUCCAGAAGAGAAUUAUUUUUAUUUAGAGUAGUUUAUAAGCAAACCAAAAAAAAAUGUGGCAUCCCAUUUAUACGCAGUUCAUGAAAAGAGCAGAAGUGUCCUGGUGUCCAGUUGUGACUCCAAAGCUUUUUCCAGCCAUGUCUCUUCUCACACACUGCAGAGCCCUACCAGCAAAUACCAAUGUUAAAAAGGGAAGAAAAAUCCCAAACAAAAUAAAUACUAUACGGAUCAGUGCACAGCUUGCUGAAAUAACUUCCAGUUUGGAGACAAUAGUCUGUCCCAGUGAAAUUUUCCAAGGUAAUCAGUUGUGCUCUGGACAGCAGGGGUGGAUUUACUGGGAGGCCUUCAGCCCUGCUGUCCCCCUGCCCACAGCAAGCUGGGGGGGACAGGGCUGUCACAUCCCACACUGCAUCUCUGCUUGUGCUGCGUUUCCCUCAGGAUGGGAGCCUGGUUUUGACUGAAGUUGUUUGCUGGUAAGGCAGUUGGUUUCUGCAGGCUGGCCACAUUGUGUUUCUUUUGACUCUGGAAACAACCCUUCAUCUCCACAUUCAACACAGAGUUCCUUUCCGCAGAUAGCUGCGCUUUGGAUUGUGAAACAGCUGGCGAAGCACCAUGGCAAAAUCACACAGUGGCAUUUGCAUAGGUGGUUCUUUUUCUUGUAGUGAGCUUUUUUUUACCCCUGCUACCUGUGACUUGCUGCCAAAACAGUGCAGUAGCAGUUUGUGAAGCGAACCUUUUUUUUCUAGCGUUACUUUCUGUACAGUAUUGCAAAUAUACUUUAACUCUUUGCUGAUAUUUUAUAAUGUAUACAUCUUCCCCUCCAAUGCACUUUAUCUCUCUUGAAAAAUGUGGGAGUCGGAGAACGACCAUCUUAAAGGGAUUUGCCUGAAAUCAUGAGGCACACAGUUUUUAUUUCUUUUCCUUCUUGCUUUGUUAUAUACUGUAAAUGCGAAAGAGCAUGGACAGUGACUCAGCUGGGGGAAGUACAGAAAUGUUGAGGCUAAUAUUUGGAAGCAUUAUUCAAUAGUACAACACGGCUAUUUUUGUUAUAUAGAAGAUUAUAAUGUAAAUAUGUGAGACUGUGUUAUUAUGUACUAGUAAAAUAUUGCAACUCUCAAACUUAAGAUGGUGAAUUCCAAGGAAUUUUAUUGCAAGUUUUUUAAUAAAAUGAAUCAGAUUACUGUGUCG
Molecule: messenger RNA, 9186 nt
Organism: Cuculus canorus (common cuckoo)
Lineage: Eukaryota; Metazoa; Chordata; Aves; Cuculiformes; Cuculidae
Gene: RNF150
Product: ring finger protein 150
Exons: 7
Coding region: 12-1310 (432 amino acids)
Source: RefSeq, a predicted model, not a curated record